UCACCUCUGCACUACCUGACUUCCUCGGGACGGUCCCGCAGAAGGCUACAGCGGCAAUGAUUUAGGCUAAUUCUGCACGUAAAAUGAAGCAGUCGCACCCACAAAAGGAAAUAGAUGAGUGAAACCAAGAAAGAACAGCGAGGGACCGAGAAAAAGGGUGCACCCGCCUGCGUCGGAGCUGCAACUGUGCGCGCGUUCAUCCAGAAGAUAGUUUAUUUGCUUUGUUUAAAAACCCGCUUUGUUGAAUGAAACACGUAGACUAAUGUCGAAUAAGCGCCCUCUUGAAUAAAUUGGAGCGGUUUGGAAGGAUGCUGCUCUCACCAGGAGCAGGUGUAUUCAGCCAAGUGGAGGCGCAGAGCAGGAGCGACGCACAACAGACCACAACACCUGCUGAGGAAACCCCCUCAUCUUUAUCAUAUGCUGCUGGUUAACGUGCUUCUUCCCCUCAAAAUAACUGGAUUUUUCUUGCAAUUUAUAUCUGGUAACCAGGAGAAUGUGGGCACCGUGGAACUGAUGGACGCACAGCUCAUUUGGAAAAUAUUGUAGUGACAAAAAACAAAACAAAAAAUCAAGGACUGCUCUGUUGGCUUCACUGAAAUCAAUCUUGUUCACAUCAAGGACAUAAUCAUCUGCAAGGAUGCCCGGAGCACUUUCGCAGUGGCUCUACAUAGGAAUGGAGGUGGUGAUUGCAGUCGCGUCUGUAAUCGGGAAUGUGAUGGUGGUUUGGGCGGUGAAAAUUAAUAAAUCGUUGCGAGACAACACGUUUUGUUUCAUAGUCUCCCUGGCGCUGGCGGAUAUUGCAGUGGGAGCCCUCGUUAUCCCUUUGGCCAUUACCAUCAGCAUCGGACUCCAAACUCACUUUUACAGCUGCCUGCUCGUGGCGUGCACGGUGCUGGUGCUAACGCAAAGUUCGAUCCUCGCCCUCCUGGCCAUCGCAAUUGACCGCUAUCUCAGGGUAAAGAUCCCGACCAGGUACAAGCGGGUGGUGACCCCUCGUCGAGCAGGGCUAGCAGUGGUGAUAUGCUGGACAGUGGCUUUCAUCGUGGGAUUCACACCCAUGUUAGGCUGGAACAACCUGAGGCGCCUCCAGCAGACCGGCUCCAUCAGCUCUGACCUCAUUAUCACCUGCCAGUUUGAAAACGUCAUCAGCAUGGACUACAUGGUCUAUUUCAACUUUUUCGGCUGGGUGCUGCCGCCGCUGCUGCUCAUGCUGGUCAUCUAUGCAGAGAUCUUCUACAUGAUCCACAAGCAACUUAACAAUAAGAAGUUCACCACCAGUCACACAGACCCCAACAAGUACUAUGACAAGGAGCUGAAUCUUGCUAAAUCGCUGGCUCUGGUCCUUUUUCUCUUUGCCAUCAGCUGGCUCCCCCUCCACAUCAUCAACUGCAUCACACUCUUCUGCCCUGAGUGCAAGAAGCCCAUAGUCCUCAUCUACGUCGCCAUCCUGCUCACCCACGGCAACUCUGCUGUCAACCCAAUUGUCUACGCUUUCCGCAUUAAGAAGUUCCGCAUGGCUUUCAGGAAAAUCUGGCAGCAAUACUUCUGCUGCAAGGACACACCAGCUCUGGAGAUUCAACCCAGCGACAGGAAAGAGAUGCCCAAUCCAGAGCCACAGCAGGCGACACCACCGCAGCCCCCUCAGAAGCAAAUUCUAAUAGCGGAUCCAACACAACAGCAGCCACCUCCACCUGAGCAGCAGCAGGACCAGAGGACCGAACCACCGCAGCAACUUAAAGAACAUCCGCCCUUAUUGGAGCAGAACGCAGUCUAAGCCAAGGAACUGAGCUGAUUGCUGGCCUGGAAAGUAAUGAUCAGUGCACGAGCAUUGGUUCUCUCCUCAUCUGAAUGUGGAGCAAGAAGUUCUACGAUGCUGUAGUGACUGAGGCUACUUGGAUCUGGAAGAUCAUUUAUCUUUACUCAGGAGGAGUGGAUUUACUGAAAGUUUGGUCAGAGCAAAAAAAAGGCAAAAAGGGUAUCUAUAAACUUGCAAUAAUGGAAGUCUUUUUGACAGUGGUUGUCUAUCUUAGUAACAGACUGAAGACAUUAAGCUUUAAUGUUUUGUUCAUUAUGAUCAGUUGGUGUGAACAUUACAAAAUGUGCAAUAUAAGUUAUUUUGGUUGGUCAUUAUCAGAUUAUUAAACGCUUGCUAUGGAUGAAGGUUUAAUAUGGUUAAUAGAGUAGGUUAAUCUUGUAAUACUGUGUGUAUGUUCAAACUGACAGUGGAUGAAGAAUAUGAAUGUACUAUUAAUGUAAAUAAGGCACUAUAGCAGCACAGCUUUGAUCGCUCAUCUCUUCUUCAGGGUCUUAAUCGCACAACAGUGGUAGAGCAAGUGGCACUAUGAGAGAGAUUUUUGCAGCAAGGAGGUGUGUGUGUGCUGAUAAAAGGGUUUUGUAAUCCCUUAACUCUUGGGAGGUUUUAACCUUUUAGAAGCUGUGUGCAGGAGACUUGUGGCUGCAGGACGUCUUAUGGGAGAGAAAGACAAGAUGCACUUGCAAGCGCAUGUUUGUCCAGCCUCCAUGCCAGCUGGUAGUGGGAGCGGGGUUUUCCUUUUUUUCCCUACAUGGACUGAUAAUAACCUUGUCACAACUUACCACUAGACACAGUGCCUGGCCUUAUUCAGUAUUUUAAUUGGUAUGGACUGGACUAGAACAGACAACCUGAAGAUUGUGAGUAUCCACACUGUAAGCUCAACAUUUUGCAUAAUGCCAAACUGGGGCAUCUGUAGAUUAGUAAUGUAAAUGUUCAAUGCCACUGAUACAUUCACUGUAUGAGAAUGUAAAGUAAUUCUGUUUUGUCUCAUGUAAAGGCUCAGAGCUCUGGUCGAGACAGUUCACUGAUGUUCACCUAAGUGGGUGACAAUCUCUUAUGUAAGGCUAAGACAUUUUUUUAUUGCGGUCUUGACAAACAUCUCUGGGGAAGGAACAGGCAGUGAACAUUUUGAUGCUCGGAUGGCUGAGAAGACAGUGUCAACAGAAAGCUUAAUGCAAUCCACACCACCUGUAGCUUUAUUUGUCUACAAAGUGUAUAGGCCAGGUGGACUGUACAUUACACACACUUGAGGAAAAAUGGAUGAAGUGGAUGAAUAAAUGUAUAACAGAAUGUGCUUUUUAUAGGUAAUGCUAUUUACGACCUAGAUUUACAGUUUUGAUUUCAAUAGAAUUGUGAAAUAUUACUAUUUGUGAAAUAUUUCAUGUUAUUUCAUAGCUUGAUAAAUGAUCUCUGGUGCAAAUGUGACUACUGAGCACUUCAGUCCAGACAGUCCAACCCUGUCUCCUAGAAAUCACAUUUACAUUCAACUAAUUUGCAACAGCAAAUACUUUUGAAUAAAUUAGUCUUUAGCAAACCGCAGAACGUAAGUCUAUAGGACAAGCAUUACACAGUGUUGGAGCCACUACUUCAAAGGCACGAUCACCUUUUGUUUUCAGUCGAGCACGAGGGACAACCAGUAAGCCCUGGUCAGAAGACCUAAGUGACGUACUAGUGAUAUAAGGAUGUAGCAGUUCAGAGAUGUACACAGGUGCCUGGCCAUGCAGGGCUCUAUAUGUGAAAGAACAAGAACCUUAAAAUGAAUCCUGAACUUCAUGGGAAGCCAGUGUAAAGAAGAUAAGAUAGGUGUGAUGUGAGUCACCCUGCUGGAGCUGGUCAACAGCCAAUGGUCCAGCAUUCUGGACCAUUUGUAGACGGACCAGAGACAACUUGCUGAGGCAGGUGAAAAGGGAAUUGCAGUAGUCUAGCUGGGAUGAUAUAAAAGCGUGAAUGAUCAUCUCUAAUAGGCCUUAUGAAUCUGUUCCUUCCUCACAUAACGUUAGCGCUUCUUGCAUGCUAACUGAAGAUACACUCAAGGUCUGCCACCCACCCACCCACCAAGUGCAUCUUUUCAUAAUUUUUUUUAAAAGAAUGAUAAAUAGGAUGUUUUUGACCUAUUCUGUCCUCUUGAUGAGUCAGCACUUCCUGAGUUGUAAUUAUUCCACAGCAAUCAACACUUUAAGCCCAGGAUAUCUCAACUUUCUAUUGGCACCUUGCUGCAGCUUGGCAGCGCUGUUGGAAUUCUCAUUACUGUGGUGCAAUAAUGCAGAUAACAGUCGAGAGUUGUCACAGCUCUGAUAACCCAUUUCUCCUCUCAGUAUAUGAAUUCCUUUGAUAUUUGGUGACGUAUAAAGUUCCUGGAAAGACCACAUAAUCCUAGUGAGGACUGCUCACACUUGCUGUAUCUGCAAGGUCUCCACCUCUCAAGUUGUCAAGUUGUAGAUUCACUUCAGUCUCCUCUUUCAGAUAUAACUUGUCCAGAAUCCAUACAGCAGAAAAUACACUAGACGUGUGCACACGUAUAUGUGAUAUAGUGCUGAGCAGAAAGCUUAUAUAAAAUCAAUAGUUCAAUAUUAGGAAUAUUAUACAUACAGUACAACACUAAUAAUUCAGUCUUGGAGGCUAUUCUCAUCAUGUUGGCCUGGUUUCCUGGGCAAAGAUGCUGAGUUUCAGGGAAUGAUUAAAUAUCAAGUCAAAGGAGACUUCAGAUAAGAACUACAAAUAAGGGCAAAGGAAAUACUGGAGCUGUGUAUUUCCAAUAGAACAGCAGAGGUGACCUUUCCCUGCAGCAACCUACUGUCCUUGGGGCUAUUGGGGGUUGUUAACUGCAGACUCUGAGGGAAGGAGAGGGGACCCUCUUUCCACCACUCCAUAUUCACAUUCUGCACUAAAACCAACUCAGGUUCAGGGUGUAGCAACCAAUGAAAACACAGAUGGUAUCAUUCAUUUGCUCAUUAGUUUCAGUAAACAGUUUGGUGCACAUUUGCAAGGGAAAUUUUCAAGAAAUGUUAAUUGUAGUAAUCAUGUGUUUGGUAAUGAAGGCAAAUUAAUAUCAGAGUAUUGUAAUAACAAGAGUGCAAGUGAUCUCUACACUUCUUUACCUGCCAUUGUCCCAUCUGGUGAAAUGCAUCUAUAUAUAUCAAUAUUUUUCAGGAUGGUUUGUUUCAACCAUGUUUCAGGUCAAUAUUUAGCUCUGCACAGUUCUAACCGACAGUGACCUUCCAAUCCCCUAAGGACCCCCAGUACCUCCACUAGGGCAGGCUGUGGGGGAAAAGCAUUGCAUGAUAUUUAUGUCCCAGGAAAGGGCUUUUUUCAUAAAAAAUGGAGGAGUGGUUUGAUCUGGGAUCUGAUCAGGCGUCAUGAAUAAGCAAACGUGUUGUGCCCCCGGUGCUGCUGCACAACAGGAAACAAGGCUCCUUGUCAGAACACUAUAUAUACCAUCACAACAUCUGUCUUAGGGAACAGCUGUACCACGGCUUCAACACAGACCUUUGAAGGAUGAAGGAAGGAUAACAUGUACAUAAAAGAAGCACUAUUAUCCAGUCACACCAGCAUUAACAGUAUAAUGGCACAGAGCAAUUAUCCACCAUCACAUACAGUUGAUUGUUGGCAUUGUUCUGCAUGUGUGAUUUCACAGAAAAGCAAUCAGACAUAAAAACAAGGCCACCAAUUCUGCAUAUUGCUGAAAGAGCAUCUGUGUCAGACUCAUCUGUGUUAUAAUACAGCAGUGUGGCAUCAAUUCCUAGUUGGCAUCGCAGCUAAUGAGAGGUUGCAUCCAAAUGUAAAAAUGAGAAUAUGUAAAAAAAAAAAUAAAAAAAAAAGAGCAGAUGGAAGAUUUGCAUUCAGUAACAACUGAACACGGCCUAUUAAGAUGUAAUCAUUUAACCUAAAGAUGCUGUAACAGGAAAAACUGUGCAAUCAAUUGUCUUUUACAGUCCUUCAGAAAUGGUUUCAUCCCACUCACUGAUCCUCUGAGAAAUAGCAACAAGGGCUCACAGCCUUCAACAAAACAGCAUUAGGGUCCUGCAAAUAAAAUAAACUAAUUUCCCUUAACAAUCAAUUAUUCACCAAACAGACUUACAAAAUUAGAACAACAUCAAUAUUUUAUCAUCUUUUUUGUCAAAUCUUUGCCUCAGGAGGUAUUUUGAAAACAGCCUUGAAGCAAGGUUAUAAAAUAGGGGAAGACUGCCUCCUGUGUGAACCCAGAUUAAAGAGAAGAUGCAAUAAAUGGUUCUUAGGAUUAAAUUUAACAAGAAGUUUUUAAGGAGCAGAUCAAGCAGAGAUGGUUUUAUGCAUUGUUCAGUAUCAUAAUUCACUUCCUUGGGUAAAUGAGAGAUUUGCCUUAUACAGUAGUGGCUGUUUAAGCUUGAUGCUACAUUUUCUUCCGGACACUAACCCCCUGUACCAGAGCUCUAUUUCUAACUCUCUUUUGGCCUUGUUGACUGUCCCUAUGACAGACUGCCACCUGCUGGUAAAGAAUAUUUUGGUAUGUUAGAUUAAAAGUGAGCAGUGCCAGGAGGACUCACUGUUGAUCUGGCUCUCUGAUGGAGGGUACCAAGGUCACAUCUGGUUUCCUUCAUUAAGCUUCUCCCACAGGUCCUGAUGGCCAGUUCAGCUUCCAUAGACUUUUAUUUAAAAUCUUCUGAUGGCAGAUCCAAAAACCAGCUUGGCUAAGUAAUACCCUCAAGAAACUCGAAUGAUAUCAUGUUGAGGGGAUAACAGAGCCAAAACCAAAACGCUACUGCAUACAUUUGCACAUUGGAUUCAAUACAAAAUUUAGCCACAUUGUACUUUGUACUAAGAAAAAACAUCAAUCCUCAAGAAUUCAAAAAUGUUCCUCAAUAAUCAAAUAAAGUAAAAAAUUUGAGCACUGCAUUAUUACAAUAACAAGCAUUGUUGUUCAGUAUUAAGGAAAACAUGCUUGAUUAAAUUGGACUUACUCUGUUUUGUACAAUUCUGUAUGGUACAAACUUAGACAAGAAAAUGCAGUUCAAAAGAAUGCACAAUAGAAUUUGCAAGACAGUUCAUCAUGUAUUUUUAUCAUAAACAACAUUUUUUUAAAAAUCAUUCCAGAUUUGUGAGCAUGAAACAGCUGUUGAUUAUCUCACAGAGAUCCUAAAGGUAUGAUCCAGAAAAUGUUCCCACAUCCACAUAAGAUCACCUACACACUGUCGUGCCAAAAUGUUGUUUCUGUUGUUGAGAGACGCACUUAUGAAUUUCAAAAUAAUGUACCUACAGGAUAAAUAGACUGUGAAUUCAUUUUGGGAUUUUUAUUGCAUUUUAAACAGGUUACUUAUGCUAAAAAUGCUGUCCUUAUAAUAUUAUGCCAGAUGUAUUUGCUGUCCACUUUAGUGACACAGGCAGAGGCAAAUGUGUAACCACUAACAAUAAUGUCAGGGCUGAAGUUGCUGCAUUACAGGGAAAUGACACAGUGUUUGCACAACGAUCCAGGUUUUUGUCCUGGAAGGAAAUAUUGCAUUUAUCUUGGGCCACACAAGGUCAAAUUCCUGCAACCCCACAUACGGUAACAGAGAGCUCAAACCCCAGCAAACACACAUCAAAAGGAGGGAUACUGCCUGCCUCAACAAGUCUGAACCAAAGUGUGCAGGGGCAGCUUUAGUGCUGAGCCUGACUCACUUCCCGCCUGCUAUCAGGUGCUUGUCCCUUAUGAGGAAGGGGAACUUCCCUUCUCUUUUCCCAUUUUCUGAAACAGUGGUUUUAAAAACCUGUUGAAUGGACUUCACCAUAUUUUUUUGGGCGUCAUAUUUUUUUCUAUCUGUAACAAAGCACUUUUUUUGUUUUGGUUUACAGGCCCUCAGUUCCUUGUGGCAGAUUUUGGAAAACAACUCUUUAAAAAGUUAUGGAGGCGUUGCUCCAUAUGAAGUUAAACAAGCAAUAAUAAUAUUCGGUGCAAUCAGAGCUCCCGUCAUGGCCCAUGUUGUCACUCCCUGUGGCUGUGCUUUGGAUGGCAGAGGAUGGAACGCCCAUAAAGGCCACUGCUUAUGACUGGCAGUAAUUAGCUUUUAACGGUGGUGGUGAAAGAUGGCUGUCCAUAAAGUCAAUACAACUCCGCCUGCCUGGAUUUGCUCUGCAGUGGCAGCCCACGCCUGAAGCAGACGCAGUCUACCCUCACACAUGGCUCUCAGCCAAACCCGCCUGCUGCUUUUUAGUGAUAUUAUAUAAUUACAUGAACUCAUACAAAUUGUCUACAGUAUCACUUGAAAUUAAGUCUCCCUAGGGUGGCCUGGUGGCCUAGGGGUUAAGGCACCGACCAUGAACCACAACAUCCCCGGGUUUGUUUCCGGCCAGGAACCUCUGUUGCAUGUCAUUCCCCAUCAUCUUGUCAUUUCCUGUCAUCUCUUUACUGUCACCAUCUAAAAAAGGCAGAAAAUGCCAAUACAUAUAUACCCCAAUUACUUCUGUCAUGAUAAUUUCCCAUUCUCACACAGUUGAUACGUGUACACAACUAUGAUGAUAUGUUCUCAUAAAGCCACAAGUUACUCAACAAAGCACCAUGAAUGUUAUAAUCAUAUAUGUAUCCAUACAAACUCAUUGCAAAACAUCCUGUUUCACUCAUCAGUACUAACGUGUCCCAAUCCUGUAGAGUACCUGAGUGGAAGCAAAGGAAGUGCACAGUUUUGGUCUGCGGCUGCCACCAAAGACUUGAUGCCAGAGCAAUGGGAAAGAAAACAGUGAUAAGAAGGAAUGGUUUAUAUGACAUGCAUGUUUUGCAGCUUUGAUCAACUUGACAUGGCACUGUGCUUUGAUCCCUGGCAGUGUGGAGGAACUUCAUUUGCCUAUAUCAGAUUUAGAAAAUUCUGCUAAUGUGAGCCAGAUGAAGUCUUGAGACUGUUUCAACAGUAUCAGAUUAACACAACUAUUAUCUACAUUUAGUUUUGUUUGUUUAUUGAGUUUUGUCACAGUGUCAGCAAAUCAUCUUGGAAUUACCUACUUUAACCUAUCCUAGUAUUUUAUAUUGUUCAUCCUGGGCUGGAUGUGACAAGGAUGACGCAUCCCUAUGACGGUCAUAGUGAUAGUCAUAAUUAUUGCCCUUUCAGCAUUUGAAAGUACUAUAAUGCAUCUAAAUAUGUUGAAAAUAUUUAUGUUUGUGUGUUAUUUGUAUGACUGAUUUCUUUCAUUUUGUCUCAGCAGAUAAUUAGAUUAUUACACUGAAUAUUUUAUGAGCAAGUGUUGGCACAGUAAACAAGAAAUAUUCCCAAAGGUGACUAAUAGUCUAGAUUUUGAUAAAGCGCUUGGUGAAGCAGAAGUAACACUCCUGUCUGCUGCUCCAGGGAGACAUGAGUCAAAGCUGUGGCUUCUUACGCUCCUACGUCCCAUUCAUGACUGUACAUAACUUUAUGGCAACUGUUUAAAGUUUGUUCACAGGAUUAUUUCUGUCAAACAUAUCAUGCUGAUUUAUGACUCAUUACAGACCAGCUGCUAUAUGAGUGACACUUGAGGGCUUAGAUGGCACAACAUGGUUUCCGCCCUGCCGAUUGCUUGUUUUGAUCAGUUUUUGUUUUGGUCGUGUCACUUGUUUUGUUUGUUGUGCUCUAAGGAUCUUUGUGUACCAGUUUCACCCACAAGCAUGCAUAUUAUCUUGACAAAUUAAAAAGGGUUACAAAUAUUCAGAGACAAUAUAUUAGACACGCUGUUCAUUACUGUUUUAGUUUCAUUGUUACUGUAAUAAUAAAGUGAACAACAUAGAAUGAUUAGACGAAACGUCUUGGAAAGCAAAAAUAAACUGUUGUGAGAGUUUAGUGGGGUAUAAAAACAAAGUUAUUCCCAGAAUAACUGCAAGGCCGAGCAGACUCAGCAGGGCUUGGUAAAGUACCUGGACGUGGUGAUGGGGUAGCGUUCCCUCCACAUCAAACACAGUGACGGUCCUGUGUGUUGUACAGUCUCUGUGUCCCACCACAAAGUCAGCAAACCAGUCAUCAUAAAACACAACGCAGCUGAACAAGGAAGCUGGCCAAGGAACCACAUCAACUGUGGCAGACAGGAAGUGUUUUUUGGAUUUAUAUCUGCCUGCUUGAAACAUACCAUAAGACAUAAACUGUUUGCUUUAACAAGACAGUUGGAAACUAAACAGGGCAUGUCACAAUUAAGGACAAAGUUGCAAAACUUGCUGUAUAGCGCUGAAUUGUAAACACUGAAGAAUCUAGGCCAGCAAAAGAAAAUCAGAGCAUUUAACAUGCUAAGUUUUGGUGGGAAUUCACCCGGAGCUAUUACUCACCUUAAAAUGUCAACAUUUAGACCAUGUCUGGGACAUAUAUAACAUAUACAAUAUUGACAUUUUUUUGUACUCUGCCACGCUGUGUUUUAGCAGCCCCAGAAAAAAUAGAGAGAGGUCACAAAUGACGACUUUUUGAUAUUACAUGGCUCUGUCGUUGCAUGGUUAACCUAGUCAUAAAGGUCCCGCCCACGUGAGCUGUGAGGGUCUUGCUGCUCUACUAUGAUAUUAUCCAGCUCUCUGAUGACGGAGUUGGCCACCUCAUACAGUUAUAUGGUGUGUGCCAACAGUCUGCUCUGUGAUUGAGGGCAAUUUUGGGAAGAAUGCCAAUGCAAAAUGUGUAUUUUUUGUGGUUCUGUGCCAGACGUCUUUUUGGAAGCAAAGAGGCGAAACCAAAUGAAAUGUGGCAUUUGUUAAAAUGCAUGGAGCCAUAUUCAUUAAGCCUUUGACGCCAUGUAAAAUCAGUGGCAGAUGUUUUCAAAGGAGGCCUGGGGAUCCUCUGACAAGCCACAUAUAAACAGAAAUAACCUUAUGAUUGUGUCUGGAUGAGAAAAAAAAAUGCAUCAAAUGAAAGUUGGCUUGUGCAUUUGAAGCUGGAUAGAGCUGCUUUAGUCUGAAUGAAAUGUAAUCCAUGUUACCAAAAAUAUGUGUACAAUGUGAAUGUGUGUAAUAUUUUAGUGUGUAAACUAAAUGUCUGUUAUAAAUGUCUAUACCCACUGAAAACAAAGCCCACUUUUCAGUUCAUGCGGAAUUACAUUUACUGUUUUCCAGGAACAAUGUGUUGGGUUUGUUAUAUAGAAUACCAUGUGAAUAAUAUGCAUGUAAAAUGAGAGUCAGCAAAGGGCAACAAGCAUCAUAAAAUGAAGGAAAUUGACAUUUUUGAAUCCCCCUUACAAACAAAUGUGUUGUGACCAGUCAGUAUCAAAUCUGGAGAAGUAUGUGUGUUAUCAAGACUGGGACACGAUUCAAACUUUAUAGCACCUCUGUAAACAUAGAUCUAACUAUGCAAAAGAUAUGUAUUAUCAUGGCUUUGUAAGAAAAUCAUAGAAUCAACGGAAGUAACUUUUCAUAACAUAACACAACAAAGACGAAGUACUCAAUGAUGCCUGUGUCAAAAUGUGUGAUUCAUCAACCACAUCAGGAAACCAGAGAUUAAAAUAUGGGGAAGGAUAUCUACAUCAUCACGCCGCAACUUCACACCGCCUUCAUUAGCACAAUAAUAUGUACAAAAUUUCCUUUACCAUAAAUGGCAGAAUCUGUCAAAGCGUAUGUGCUUAUUAAUAACUCAAUUCUUUUUCUUUCUUUAACUCUCCACAUUAAUAAAGUGUGUCUCAAAUGCA
Messenger RNA from Siniperca chuatsi (mandarin fish), 11383 nucleotides. RefSeq names its product adenosine A1 receptor b (gene adora1b). Gene Ontology annotation, cellular component: synapse; membrane; dendrite. The record is from RefSeq and is a predicted model, not a curated record. Lineage: Eukaryota; Metazoa; Chordata; Actinopteri; Centrarchiformes; Sinipercidae. Gene Ontology annotation, molecular function: G protein-coupled adenosine receptor activity. The coding region runs from base 638 to 1774 and encodes 378 amino acids. The transcript has 3 exons. Gene Ontology annotation, biological process: G protein-coupled adenosine receptor signaling pathway.